AUCAGUAAAACUGAAGACGAUGUACAUCUAGUGCAUAGGGGAAAUGGCAAAUGGAAAACAUACAAAAUCUGUUCAGGUCGCAGAGUGGAUGGGAAGAAGAGAGGCAUGGUCAGCGGAGAAGCCAUCCGAUACACGAACGAAGCCCACACGCUGGGAGUUCCGGGAUGGCCGUGAACAGUCUGACGAAAACCUAGAAAUGCAGCACGCUGGUAUCGAUAACGAUAACACGCGCACCCAAUCAGCCGAAUACCAGCAACGACGCGUUCGCAUCAAAAACAACCGCACAGCCAAAGAAGAGCCUCAUCAUAGUUUCCAUAACUCUAGAACUAAUUUAAUCAACGAUCGUGACGUGUACAUUGAAGAUGUAUUAGAUGAUCAGCACCUAGCUGAGAUCAAAGAGAACUUUACCCGCGGCAAGGGCCAACGAAAUUUGGAGCACACUCGCAUGAAGAAUUACGAUACGGAAACUCGACAAAUCGACGAUGAUUCGAUGCGUAGACAUGAAAUUGAGCGUGGCAGUGACAUCGAUCUAAAUACUGCACACAAUAGUCUCAAGAAUAAGCGAGAGCUGUUCAUUAAGGAUGGAAAUGUGGAGAUAUUGCAGCUAAUGACCAGGGACAAGACGCAAAAUGGCGCAGGUGGCAUGGACGAGGAUAACAUCUAUGUGAAUGUCCCGAUGAAAACGUCCACGGAUCUCACACAUCCACAACUGUUGAUGGUCGACAACACGGGCAAGGAGAUACUCAUGCGACGUUUCAUUGAGGAACAACCAGAUGGCAAGCAAAUCAUUCGCGAACAUUAUCACAUUGUGCCAGGGGCUACAUACAUUCAAUCUAUGCCAAAUGAGAUCCAACAGGGCUCAACACUCAAAGGCGAUACGUUUCCCUUUGGCAAAUCGGGACCAAAUAGCAUAGUCUACUCGCAAACAGAACCUGAGGUGAAAGUCAUACACACACAAUCCGUGCAAGCAGCGGAAGGAGGCGCACAACUUCAGCCUGCCAUAUCGAAUCAAUCACUAACCCAGGAGCUGGAGAAUUCGUUGAAGCAACAGAAUGCACUCUUGCGACAGAUACUGAUGGAGAAGGAGCUGCUGGAGACGAGGUACACCCAGCAUGAGCUAGUUUUAGAAACACAAAGUCUUCCAGGUCAAUCGAUGGCCAUUGGCACACAGACGGACUGCGAUGCCGGCACUCAAACAGAGCCAGCUGAGAGCUACGUGGAAAGGACCUCCGUGAGCUCACAGGCACAAGUGGGAACUUCGACACGACGACGUGCGCGCAGUGAGAACGAUGACUCCAUGUCCGAGGAUGAGUACAGAUAUGUGCGGUUUAGUCCGCCAAACAGUCCGGAGGGCGUCUAUUGGAUCAAGCGACGGCGUCCCAAGAAACGUUCUCGACUACGAGAGGGCACACGACCGGGAAAGCGCAUUGUUAUGGUUGAGGAUGUGAAGCGAAAGAUCAGAACGCCGAUUAAGGAGGAGGAGGAGGUCUAUGAGAAAAAGCGUGUUCCACCUAAGAAACCCUUAAGGGAGACUAAGACAAGCAUUCUGCGCAAACAGCUGAGCGAUGAGAGCCGCAAAAACGAAAGCAUCUCACACAAGGAACCACAUAUUGUAAAUCACAGACACAAGUCCGAAGCACUGAGUCGGGAAGUACUCAUGGAAAUCUCGGAUUCUUUAGAUGAUGCUGGAAGUCCUAGACGGCAUAGAUCGCGUAGCAUUCCAGUGCGAGAGUACUACAACAACUCUGAUGGAGAAGUCGAUGAGAAUGAGACUGAAUACUCCAUUGACUCGGACGAAGAUGAGAUUGUCAUUAGAACAAAUGGCCACACAACAGGUUAUCCACUUGAGCGAGCAGAGGCGUAUGCUAGAAAGGUUAGAGAUGCAGAAAGAGAAUCUGAGCUGCAUCAGAAGCACAGCACAUCCCACCAAACUAAGCAGAACAGCAGAAGAUCUCCGUCAGAGACACGCCACGAAAUAGAGCCGGAAAUCAAGCCAAGACUAUCGCGACGAGACAGCUCGCGGCGUAGCCAAGAGUCCCGAAAGCAAACAUCCUCAGAGCCACCACACAGUCGUUUGUCCAUAUCGAAAUACGAAAGCGCCGUAGAAGAUAAUGGCAGAAAUGGUCACCCAGCUGAGUUGUCCGGCUCGAAGCGUCGCUCCUCCAAUGAACGGUAUUAUCAGAGCGAAACGGAGUUGGCUGCACACGAAGAACCGAGCUCAGGCAAAGUACCCAAGUAUAUGGAAUGGUAUUAUGGUAAAAAGAAACCUUCCAACAGUGGUCGCACCUCGACAGAGUCAUCCAAGUCGCAGCUAUCGUCCAAGAAGAAAGUCAAUGGUGUUGAGAAGCGUGUGUCGAAACCACGAGCAAAUGCCAAGACCGAAGAUCCGUCGCCAUAUGAGGAAGCGGGUAAAUUCAAGCCGGAGCCAGCACCUCGAAGAUCUCCGCCCAAGGGAAGUCGUAUGCUUAAGGAGGAUCGAGCCUUGAACAAACAGCAUAAGCCCAAAAUUGAGACUGACACCAAUCAUCCGCUGUUGCAGCACUCUGAGCAUCGCUUCGAGCGUGAGAAUGCGCCAGAAGUGCCAGCGCCACCCACAAAAUUGCCACACUAUAUGUAUCCGGAGACCCCAACGUAUGCGGAUAAGGAUCAUUCAUCGCAGAGACAGAAGCCGAAGCCAUCGCCCAUCAAGGAGAACGAAAUCAAAGUGACCAAAUCGAGAAUCAAUCUAAGUGUCGACGAUCAUCAUGGAGGUGGUGGAGCAAGUCAUGCCACAUCGCACGUCCAAAAGCAAUUGAAUGCAUCCACACUUGAGGAUGAUCACGAUUCGGGCAUUGCAAUGAAUUCGCUUAUGAAUAGUAUGGGACGUCGCAAUCCAAUUGCCGAAAAGAAAAGCGUUUUCUCGAUUGCCUACGACGAUGUCAGUCGCGUGAAAAAGAUCACUUCAGGUGGAGAGUCCCCCCAGUAUUCAUAAUGCUAUCAAGGAUUCUCGAGCAUUUUGAAUUAACCAAUAUAUGUGAUAGCCUCUAAGGCUCGUUUAACCUUCAAGCAAUACAAUUCGUUAUACGAUUACAUUUGCUAUCUAAAUACAAAUAAA
Molecule: messenger RNA, 3094 nt
Organism: Drosophila sulfurigaster albostrigata
Lineage: Eukaryota; Metazoa; Arthropoda; Insecta; Diptera; Drosophilidae
Product: cadherin-86C-like
Exons: 3
Coding region: 44-2971 (975 amino acids)
Source: RefSeq, a predicted model, not a curated record